AAGGGUUUACCCCCGGAGGGCCCGUCUCUUCUUCCCGGGCAGGAGCUGCCCCUCCCCCACCUCUGCUCUACCAAGGGCUCGCUGGGGAGGGGGCUGGGCGAUCCCUGCUCGCCUGCUCCUGGCUGGAGAAAGCUACUGGCUUCCCAUCACCACCACCGUAUUCUCCACCCACCCACCGCCCAUGCAACCGGGAGAGAGCUCAGAGUGAUGGAGGCCUCUUGGUUGGAGACGCGCUGGGCGCGGCCCUUGCACCUGGCUUUGGUGUUCUGCCUGGCGCUGGGGCUGAUGCAGGCCAUCAAGCUCUACCUGCGGAGACAGCGUUUGCUGCGUGACCUGCGCCCCUUCCCGGGGCCUCCCGCCCACUGGCUCCUCGGACACCAGAAGUUUCUUCAGGAUGAUAAAAUGGAGAAACUUGAUGAGAUUGUCAAGAAGUACCCUUGUGCCUUCCCAUGUUGGAUAGGGCCAUUCCGGGCAUUUUUCUACAUCUAUGACCCAGACUAUGCAAAGAUAUUUCUGAGCAGAACAGACCCGAAGGCGCAGUAUGUGCACCAGUUCAUGACUCCAUGCAUUGGAAGAGGACUCCUGAACCUAGAUGGACCCAGGUGGUUCCAACACCGCUGCCUCCUAACUCCUGCAUUCCAUCACAAUAUCCUGAAAACUUGUGUGGACAUGAUGGCCCACUCUGUGAACACGAUGCUGGAUAAAUGGGAGAAGAUUUGGAGUGCGCAGGAAACAACCAUGGAGGUUUUUGAACACAUCAACUUGAUGGCCCUGGAUAUAAUCAUGAAAUGUGCUUUUGGCCAGGAGACCAACUGCCAGAUAAACAGCACCUAUGAGCCUUACAUGAAGGCAACAUUUGAACUUGGUGAAAUCAUAUCUUCCCACUUGUACAAUUUCUGGCAUCAUCAUGACAUAAUUUUCAAAUUCAGCCCUAAGGGUCACUGCUUCCAGGAGUUAGGCAAAGUGAUACAGCAAUGCACAGAAAAGAUAAUCCAGGACAGAAAGAAACUCCUCAAGGAUGGGGUAAAGCAGGAUGACACUCAGAAGUUUCAGGAUUUUCUGGAUAUUGUCCUUUCUGCCCAGGCUGAAGAUGAAAGAGCCUUCUCAGAUGCGGACCUGAGGUCUGAGGUGAACACCUUCAUGUGGGCAGGACAUGACGCCUCUGCAGCCAGCAUCUCCUGGCUCCUCUACUGCCUGGCUCUGAACCCUGAGCAUCAAGACAGAUGCCGGACAGAGAUCAGGAGCAUCCUGGGAGAUGGUUCCUCCAUCACCUGGGGCCAACUAGAUGAGAUGUCCUACACCACGAUGUGCAUCAAGGAGACACUCCGCUUGAUUCCUCCCAUCCCAUCCAUCUCCAGAGAACUCAGCAAGCCCCUUACCCUCCCAGACGGACACUCGCUUCCUGCAGGAAUGACUGUGGUUCUCAGCAUUUGGGGUCUCCACCACAACCCUGCUGUCUGGAAAGACCCAAAGGUCUUUGACCCCUUGAGAUUCACUAAGGAGAAUUCUGAUCAGAGACAUCCCUGUGCCUUCCUGCCAUUCUCCAGUGGCCCAAGGAACUGCAUCGGGCAGCAGUUUGCCAUGCUGGAGUUAAAGGUGGCCAUUGCCUUGAUUCUGCUCCGUUUCCAAGUAGCUCCAGACCUCACCAGGCCUCCUGCCUUCUUCAGCCACACUGUCCUCAGACCCAAGCAUGGAAUCUAUUUGCACCUAAAGAAACUCCACUAAUGCUAGAUACAAGGAGACAAUGGCUAAAUUUCUUUUUGUUUUUAAGUGAAAUUUAUAGCCAAUGGUCCAGGCAAUUGGAGAGGGCCGUAAGUCUGAUGGGAGAGUUGGAGGACCGUGGUUGGGGCAUCUCUACAGCUGUACAGUACUCCAAGACAUUUCCAGGUAACACAGGUGGCCCUGCAUAUGUAUGACUUGGAGAGAUUUUCAAAUUAUUUUUUAGUGAUCAUGCCCAUCCCUAUCACUGCGUGACUUCUAUAUAUUUUCUGUUUUUUAAUAGUUUUCAGAAUUACAUAAGUAACAGGAGAAUGGAUAUGUGCUGAAUGUAAAAACUUUCCAGCUCUAGGAGGUGUAGAUAAAAUCCCACCUCACCCGGGCUGCACCCCCUGCCCUGACAGAACCUACCGCUUUCUCUAAAAGCAGAGUAAUUUAGUGUGUACCCUCCCGGACUCUUUCCUGCAUAUUCCGUAUAUAAUGCCCACGUGUGUUCUUAGACAUGAAAUAGUAUCUGCAUUGUCCUUGCAUUUUCUGGCUUACUGAAAGACCCACCCUAAUCACUAUUAUAAGGUUGUACUUUUCUGCAAUGUAAGUGUCCUAUGACUCUUUAACUUUCUACGAUUGGAUAGCUAAAUAGAUUUUUAAGUGUAUUCAACCAUUGUUCUCUGUCCCCUCCCGUGCAUAUACUCAGGUUCACAUGUGUGUCCAGGUAUGUAUUCACAUGUGUCCACAUGCAUACAGAGGCCAGAAGUCAGCCUCAGGUGUCAUUUUUAGUUCCAUCCCUUUUAUUUUCAGACAGGACCUCUUAUUGACCUAAAGCUCACCCAGUAGGUAAGACUAGAUAGCUAAUGAGUCCCCUGAUCUGCCCGUCUUUACCUCCCCAGCUUUGGGAUUACAAACAUGUGCACCACACCUGGAUGUUUUACAUAGAUUCUGGGGAUUGGACUCAGGUCCUCAAACUUGUAUAGCAAGACUUUACCUAUUGAGCUAUCUAUCUAGUCCCUAUCUUUAUUGAGGCAACACCAUCUAUCUUUGUUUUUCUGUUUUUUUCUUAUUUACCUAUAUAUCCUUUACAUAUUGUGGAUAAUAAUUCUUGCUAAUAACUUUUAUUUGUAAUUUUCAUAUUCCUUUGCUUUUAUUAACUGAAGGUAUGGUAUAUUUUAUAUAUGAAAUGCUUUGAUUUUCGCCAAUUAAGAUAUACUAGCAGGGCAGUAGUGGUGCAUCCCUUUAAUCUCAGCACUAAGGAGGCAGAGUCAGGCACAUUUCUGUGAGUUUGAGGCCAGCCUGGUCCACAAAGUGAGUUCCAGGACACCUAGGGCUGUUAUACAAAGAAACACUGUCUAGAAAACUCAAAAUAAAUAAUAAAUAAAAUAUAUACACACUUUCUUUAUGAUUUCUUGAUUUUGAAUCUUAAAUAAGAAAGUGUAAACUUAGAAUAUUACAAAACUAUUUUUACGUAUGUUUCUGGUGCUAACUACUCUUUUGGGGUGGGGUUCCAGACAGGGUUUCUCUGUGGUUUUGGAAGCUGUUCUGGAACUCACUUUGUAGACCAGGCUGGCCUCGAAUUCACAGAGAUUGGCCUGACUCUGCCUCACCAGUGCUGGGAUUAAAGGUGUGCACCACCACCACCUGACACUAACUACUCUUAUGAAGCCUGAAUGGAAACUGCUUAACGAGGUGGAACCUAGGGUGGACUGCAUUUUAAGGACCUUUUCCUGGGCAUGAUUAUGCAUACUUAUAACUCCAGCAGGAGAACCAUGAGUUCAAGACCAGCCUGAGCUACAAGAGAGAGAAAGAGGAUGGGAGGGGUAGUUUUGCAUCUGUUGCAUGAAUAAUGAACAAACUAAUGAUAAGUUAGAGAGGGCAAACGUAGAAACCAGAAGAAAGGGACACAAUUGGAAAGCUCAGACAAGGGAAAACAUAGAUGCUGCAUACUUAUCUGAUCAAAGAGACAUCAUAAUCAUGAAGGUGUUUUUCCCAGGGCAAGGUCCAUCCAUUGCAUUCCAGAUGUCUGAGAUUUCCCCCAAAUGUGGGGAACUAGCCUUCAUAUUUUGUUGUAAUGAGAGAAUGCAUUGAUGCUCUCCCUUAAUUAAAAAAAAGUAGAUGGCGCUUGCCAAGGGUGGUGGCAGUGGACCUUAAGGGACAUGAAUGUGUGAGUGACUUUGAUGACAUUUAGGAAAGUAAAGAGAACUUUUUGGUUGACUGGUUGACUGGAAGUGUGAAUGAAGAGGCAGAAUUCAAGAUUUGAGAAACUGACCAAGGUUAUCCUGUCCAAUCGUAGGAAAACUUCAAAUAAUCCUUGGAACCAGCCUUCUCUCACCAGGUGUCCAUUGGUUCUUUGCAUUUCUGGACAUUUUGAUAUGGAGAAAUCCUAUGUAACAGUUCUGUCAACCAAAGGCACUAAUAAGCAUGGAAGCAUAAUGCAAGAAAGGAUGAUUUGUGGAGGCUAAGAGUCCCUUAACCAUACAGAAGACCCACCAUCUCAGGUUUAAUAAACCCCUAUCUUAUCAAUAAUAUGCUACAAGUAAAGAGAAUUUAGCCCUCCAGUGCAAUGAUAUCAAAUGCUUCCUGUAGAAACACCUGACAGGGUCACAUAACUGUAAUGCGGCUCCUAUGUUCCUUUUGUCUCCUCUGUGCCUAUAUGCAGAAGACCACCAACUACCUAGAGAAUGAUUCCCUUGCUUCACUGUAUAAUUGGCACUUGACCAAGUAAGACUAAACAGGAACUUUGAUAAUUACAGUGAGUAUGGCCGUGAGUGUUUGAGUUGCUCUAAAACUUACAUCAGUAGUUAUAUUUGUGAAGAGCCCAGAAGUUUCUUUUAUAAGUUAGCCUGUAGCCUUGUGGAAAUUGGAAUGGUUCUUGAUAACUGAAUUCUACAAGUUGUGAUUCAUUCAGGAUCAGCACUGUCCCAAUACUGUUUCUACUUUAAAGGAUCUGUCAUAGUCCAUGCUUAUAUUACAAUCUCCUUGUAGCAGAGAUGACUCAGCAUCACUCUCACAUCCUCUGUUAACUCCUGCAAAAAUAGAAUCCUUAACUGGACACAUGGUUGCAAGUUACUGAGUAUAGUGUGUCUCUCUGCCCCCUUCUAUCUGUCUAUCUCUCUGUCUCUGUCUGUCCCUUGUCUCUCUUUCUCUCUCUCUUUCUCUGCAUGUAUGUGCACAUGCAAAUACAUGUGCAUGUUUAGACCAAAGACCAACACUGAGUAUUUUUUCAACCAUUCUCCACAUUAUUCUUUGAGACAGAGUCUCUCACUGAACCUGGAGCUCACCAAUUCAGCUAGACUGACCAGAUGGCCCCAGGGUUUGCCGAGUCUGUCCCUCUGCAGCACUGGGGAUUACAGGUGCACAAACUACCGUGCCUAGUUUUUUACAGUGUGCUGUGGACCCAAACUCAACAGCAAGCACUUUAUCAGAUGAUCCAUCUCCCCAGCCCAUAGACUUUCAAUGAGACACACCAUGGUUUUUAAUUUGGGGCAGAACUAUGAACAGACAUGAUAUGUUCUGUCUCCAGCUAAUAUCUUCAAAAGGAAAGGUUUAUGACCCCAAUUCCUGUUUAUUCCCUUGAAGAGAGAUGUGGUGACAGAACCUAGGGGCACUUAUAUUAUUACCUGAAAGUUGUGUGUUGAAGAUGACUGAAUAAGAUAGACAGAAGACUGGAUGCCUCAUAAAGCAAACCGUCCCACUAGUUCUAGGCCAUCUUCCUAGCUCAAUGCGAAAGAGAAUUAAAUUGUCUCAUUGAGACUUUAUUAUUAAUAGUAGACCAUUAUUUAUGUGAAGAGUGUUUUCCUUUAUAUCUGUCCAAAUAAUUAAGGUCUUACUCUUUGCUUCAAAGCUAUUUAAGUGUUCAACUAUUUAUCAUAACUUUGGUGUUAAAGUAAACACUAGAAAAGAUAGGGUGUCAUCCAUAACCAAACAGCCACUCCCAAGCAAGGAAUGGCACAAAGGAACAGGUAUUUUAAAGGAGCCACAGUAGACCCAAACAAAAUACUAUAACUUGUUCACGUUUUUCUCUACCCCCCCCCCCCCAACCCAACCUGGAGAUAGUGCAUGAGCAAAAACUGAUGUUCAAGUUUUUUUUAAUUAUUGAAUUGUAUGUGCAUGAAUGUUUUGCCUGCCUUUAUGACUAUGAACCAUGUUUGUGCAGUGCCCACAAAGGAGGGUGUCAGAUCCUCUAGGACUGGAAUUGCAGAUGGUUAUGAGCCACCAUGAGGGUGCUGGGAAUUGAACCCAAGUCCUUCCAAAGACCAGUCAGUGAUCUUAACUGAUGAGCCAUCUCUCCAGCCCCCAGAUGCUAAGUUUCUUAAGCACUGGUUUUGAUUUUCCCAUAAGGAUUGACAUGCCCAGCCAAGCUACAGAUUCUGUCAAGGUUCAUCAUUUAUUUAUCUUCUUUAAAUCAUGCCUCUUUUAACAAUUUAAAGUAGUCAUGGCUCUACAUUUUGAUAUCUUGUGCACACUCGAAGCACAGAAGCACAGUUUGUCUAUGAUUUAAUGGCACUGUCCAAUUCAAGAGCCCCUACCUAGACCUUACUGAAAGUCCUUCUCAGCUUUAGUGUCCUUCACAAGCAUGGAAAAUGGCCAUAAUUAGUAAUGGAUCCUUCUGGUUUAGGAAACAAGUCAUUUUACCCUUUGGCAUAUCUGUCUCAAAAGAAUCUCAGAACACAAACACAUAACUUUUACUCACUGGUACAGUUCAAAAAUUGAUAUCAAUUAUAUAUAAUGAGCCGGGUGUUGGUGGCGCACACCUUUAAUCCCAGCACUCGGGAGGCAGAGGCAGGUGGAUCUUUGUGAGUUCGAGACCACCCUGGUCUACAGAGCUAGUUCCAGGAUAGCCUCCAAGACAAUACAGAGAAACCCUGUCUUGAAAACCCAAAUAAAUAAAAUUAUAUAUAAUGUAUAUACAACAUGUUGUUUUCAGAGUCCUUUUACCAUUAUGGUGGAAAACAAUAUAAACAUUCCCCCUUA
Molecule: messenger RNA, 6681 nt
Organism: Mesocricetus auratus (golden hamster)
Lineage: Eukaryota; Metazoa; Chordata; Mammalia; Rodentia; Cricetidae
Product: cytochrome P450 4X1
Exons: 12
Coding region: 208-1725 (505 amino acids)
Molecular function (GO): monooxygenase activity; oxidoreductase activity, acting on paired donors, with incorporation or reduction of molecular oxygen; iron ion binding
Source: RefSeq, a predicted model, not a curated record